Messenger RNA from Rotaria socialis, 1905 nucleotides. The record is from the annotation of a GenBank genome assembly. Lineage: Eukaryota; Metazoa; Rotifera; Eurotatoria; Philodinida; Philodinidae.
AUGAUUUCAAAGCGAAUACCUUCAGAUACACUUCUACAAGUAUGCAAUAAACAUUCACAAAUUAAUUCAAUCUACAUACUAUGUUCAAAAGACAUCAAUACUGCUAAAACUUUUGAAACAUCGAUUAAGAUUCGUGAAUUUUACGCGGAUCUCGGAUCAUUAUGUAAUCAAUUGAAGCAGUUGCCAAGCAUAACACGAUUUCCCAGAGAAGGAUUCACCCGCAACGAUUUUACUAUCAAUUCAUUAUCAAGCAUGGCAUAUUCUUGUAUUUUCUCUACUACUUCUAUCAGUCAACUGCAGUCAUCUCAAUCGUACAAUCCUGUUAAACAUCAGGAAGCUGAAUUUAUGUAUGCACUAUUAUUAAGGGAUAUUUUAAUUGAAACUGAAUCAACUCCAAAAGAAAUGAUUGAGUUUUGCCUUGAAAAAUACUGCCAUAAUGAUUUACAACUGAAAUACAUCGAGGAAUUCGAUGAAUAUUAUAUACCUUGUAAUGCUAUCUUCUGGUACACACGUGACACGUUUCUUUAUCGUCUUUUGAACGCUGCGCUCAGAGAACAGGACAUCGAUACACUCUAUUUACUUCGAUUCUUUAUCAAAGAUUUACAUUUACAGCUGAAAGAAUGCCAUGCCAUACAACAACAGAUGUCAAAUACUAUUAUUGAUGCACCUGUUCAAAGAAUAGAAACUGUUUACCGAGGACAACUUAUGAUUAAUGAAGAAUUUGAUAAGAAAAUACGAUAUAAUACCGGAAGUUUCUUCUCAGUGAACAGUUUCUUAUCAACAACUGCACAUAAAGAUUUAGCCAGUGUAUAUGCUGGCAAUUUCAGCAAUGGCGGAACCUGCAACAUGCAAAGUGUAUUGUUUGAAAUCGACAUUGAUAAAACUAUCAACAAAUUUCCUUAUGCCAAUAUUUCAACGGAAAGUGCUUUCAAUGAGGUUGAAAGCGAAAUUUUAUUCACAGUAGGAGCUGUAUUUCGAAUACAGUCGGUUGAUUGGAGUGAUCAAGGCUUGUGGAAUGUUAAACUGAAACUCACAGGUGAAGAAGACAUACAGUUACAAAAUUUAACCAAAUAUAUGAAAGAGAAUAUUAUUUGGUUACAUCCGUUAGUGAGCCUAGGGGACCUGCUGAGAGUCAUGGCCCAGUAUAAAAAAGCUGAACAAUUCUAUCUACUAGCGCUGCAAGAACCAUACGUCAAUGACAAUGUUCGUACUGUCGCUGGUGUAUAUAAUGAUCUUGCUACGAUCUACAAUGAAAUGAGAGAAUCAGACAAAGCCAUCGAAUACUAUGAAAAAUCUUUGGAUAUAAAAGUAAAACAUUUUUCAGAAAACGAUCCAAGUCUGGCACCCACUUAUGCAAAUUUAGGAUCGAUGGCCUGCGAUGCGUUUGAGUAUGAUCUAGCAUUAACGUAUUAUAAGAAAGCAUUAGAUAUUGAUCAAAGUACAUUGAAUCCCAAUCAAAAUGGUAUUGCUGUCGAUUAUAAUAGCAUUGGAUUAGUGUACAAGAAGCAAAAGCGUUAUCGAGAAGCUAUGGAAAUGUAUGAAAAAAGUAUUGAAAUUCGACUGAAAAUAUUCCCGUCUAACCAUCCAUCACUAUCAACAUCGUACAAUAAUAUUGCGAUGAUUUACAGUGCACAACGUAAUUAUACGAAAACAAUUGAAUAUUUACAAAAAACACUAGAAAUUCAAUUGAAUUCAUUACCACCACACCAUCCACCACUAGCUAUAACAUAUCAAAAUUUAUCGAUGGCCUAUGAUCGACAGCAUCAGUCGAAUAAAGCAUUAGAAUGCAUGAAAAAAGCGUAUCAAAUCGAUUUGAAAAACUUGCCAGCUGAUGAUCCAAAACUUGUUCAAAAUCUGGAAUGGAUUACUGAUGUAGAGAAACGUCUUCUAGACAUGGAAUCUUGA